Messenger RNA from Prorocentrum cordatum, 1281 nucleotides. NCBI's taxonomy places the organism in Eukaryota, Dinophyceae, Prorocentrales, Prorocentraceae. The record is from the annotation of a GenBank genome assembly.
AUGUGGGAGGCGAAGCUGAGGCCCGACGCCAUCUGCUACAACGCAGGGAUCAGCGCGUGCGGGAAGGGAGAGCAGUGGCAACGGGCUUUCGCGCUGCUCAGCGAGAUGUGGGAGUCGAAGCUGGAGACAGGCUCAGCUACAGCGCUGGGAUCAGCGCGUGCGAGAAGGGCGAGCAGUGGCAGAUGGGUUUGGCGCUUCUCAGCAAGAUGCGGGAGGCGAAGUUGGAGCCCAACGUCAUUCAGCUGCAACGCUGGGAUCAGCGCGUGCGAGAAGGGCGGCCAGUGGCAGCGUGGUUUGGCGCUGCUCAGCGAGAUGCGCGGGGCGAAGUUGGAACCCAGCGUCAUCAGCUAUAACGCUGGGAUCAGCGCGUGCGUGAAAGGCGAUCAGUGGCAGCGGGCGCUGGCGCUUUUCAGCGAGAUGCCAGAGGCAAAGCUGAAGCCCACUGUCGUCAGCUACCACGCCGGGAUCAGCGCGUGCGGCAAUGGCGAGCAGUGGCAGCGGGCUCUAGCACUGCUCGGCGAGAUGUGGGGUGCGAGGUUGGAGCCCAGCGCCAUCACCUACAACAUGGGGAUCAGCGCGUGCGAGAAGGGUGAGCAGUGGCAGCAGGCUGUGGGCCUUCUCAGCGAGAUGCGGGAGGCAACGCUGAAGCCCGACGUCAUCUUCAGCUACAACGCCUGCAUCAGUGCGUGCGGGAAGGGCGAUCAGUGGCAGCGGGCCUUGGCGCUGCUCAGCGAGACGAGGGAGGCGAAGCUGAAGCCCGACGUCACAUCUUCAGCUGCAACGCUGGCAUCAGCGCGUGCGAGAAAGGCGGGCUGUGGCAGCGGGCUUUGGCGCUGCUCAGCGAGAUGGGGGAGGCGAAUCUUGAGCCCGACUCAGUCAGCUACACCGCUUGGAUCAGCGCGUGCGGUAAGGGCGCUCAGUGGAAGCGGGCUUUGGCCUUGCUCAGCGAGAUGCGGGAGGCGAAGCUGGAGCCCGGUGCACACCAGUCAGCUACAACGCUGGGAUCAGCGCGUGCGAGAAGGGCGAGCAGUGGCAGCCAGCUGUGGCGCUGCUCAACGAGAUGCGGGAGGCAAAGGCGGAGCCCGACGACUCAGCUACAAUGCUGGGAUCAGCGCGUGCGAGAAGGGCGAGCAGUGGCAGCCAGUUCUGGCGCUGCUGAGCGAGAUGCGGUUGGUGAAGCUAGAACCCAACACCAUCGCUACAACGCUGCCAUCAGCGCGUGCAAGAAGGUCAUGCAGUGGCAAUGGGUUAUGUUGCUAUUCAGCGAGAUGUGGGAGGUGA